AUGAGGACUUGUACUGUUAUACUGCCAGAAGGAAACCAAGCUGAAGGGAGCCAAGCUGAGAGAAGCCAAGCUGCUUUGAGCCAAGCUACUGUGAACCAAGGUGGAGGUAGCCAAAAUGAUGUUAGCCAAGGUGGAGGGAGUCAAGCUAUUGUGAAAGGAGGCUCUUGCUUUGAACAGCUUCAAGGUUCAACCAUUGGUUCACCAUCAACUACUAGCAAUAUCUUCGUAAUUCGUACUCGAAGAGAUAAAUUACCAUUCAGGAGGAGUAAAUCAACAAGCACCCAUACUUGA
This is a messenger RNA of Ilex paraguariensis (yerba mate), 291 nucleotides long. The record is from the annotation of a GenBank genome assembly. Lineage: Eukaryota; Viridiplantae; Streptophyta; Magnoliopsida; Aquifoliales; Aquifoliaceae.